CCGGAUGUGCGUUAGCAUCACGGUGGCUAGCUCGCCGCGGUGUUUGGGAGACGCUCUCAUUCACUCCACGGCCAGGACUCCCGCUGGAGGAACUGGAGGCAAACGGCUGCUCGGCUCGUCACACGCAACCAAAAAAAAAAAAAAAGAAGAAAAAACAACGCGAAUUACCCCGGAGAGACACGUCACGACACAACGACGUCUGUGGAUUCUGAACCCGAGCUGGACGUCGGUUAAAAGCCGAGUCGGUCUCCUUUUUCUUUUUUGGGGCAAACUGACUCCAUGUUUAGGAAUUACGCACACAGGUUGCUAGCGGAGUUGAUGCUAACCUAGCUAGCCGAGUGAGCUAGCGGUGGUUAGCUGUUUUUUUCUUUCUCAUUCUUUUUUUUUUAAGCCCCCGGGGUUGAACUUUAGCACCGACACACGGUCGGAAGCUUCUCCGGGACGGUGUGGCGUGUGUGGUUUCGGGCACGAUGUGGUGUUUUUUCGGACGUUUGUCCAGUUGGCCGGUCGGUAGCAUCGGCUGACCGAAGCCUGACGUUAAGUCUCUCGGCUGCUCGCGACCUGGAAUUAACUCCUGGAUGUUUUUUCCACUGCGGGUUUCUUCUUCUUCUUCUUCUGUUUUUUAAAGGUGGACUUUGCCCUCGGGGUGUUGUAACUCCCCCCUCCCCUCUCUCAAUUAAAUAAAAGAAAGGCUCCAUUGAUACGUUCUUUUAGAAGAAGAAAAAACGUUGGCUAGAAGUUUUAGUUUUUUUUUUCUUUUUGGAGGUAAAAGUUUUUGGAAGUUUUUUUUCCAAAGUCGUGUAAAAAAUGGAUGCGGGUAUAGAGAAGGAAUGCAGCGCCUUGGGAGGGCUCUUCCAGCUCAUCAUGAACGACAUGAAGGCCAGUUACCCAACGUGGGAAGACUUUGUGACCAAAGGAGCCAAGCUACAAUCACAGCUCAGGACGACCAUCUUGGUAACCGGAGCCUUCCUGGAUGCUUUUCAGAAGGUGGCAGACAUGGCGACCGGGACGAGAGGGGCCACCAAAGAGAUCGGCUCAGCGCUGACCAGGAUGUGCAUGAGACACCGCAGCAUCGAGUCCAAACUCAAACUGUUCACCACAGCUCUCUCAGAAGGCCUCGUCACGCCGCUGGAGCUGAAGAUGGAGGAGUGGAAAAAAGUGGCAGGUCAGCUGGACAAGGACCACGCUAAAGAGUACAAGAAGGCCCGAGCGGACAUCAAGAAGAAAUCGUCGGACACCAUCAAACUGCAGAAGAAGAUGAAGAAAGGGAAGGACGAGGUGCGUGGCCAGCUGGACAACGCGCUGCAGGACGUCAACGUGCGCUACGCCGUCCUGGAGGAGACGGAAAAGCGAGCAGUGUGCAGAGCGCUGAUAGAGGAAAGAGCUCGUUACUGCAGCUUCGUCAGCAUGCUGAAGCCCGUACUGGACCAUGAGAUCAACAUGCUGGGUGAGGUGACCCAUCUGCAGACUAUUCUGGAAGAUCUCACCAACCUGACGGCCGAACCAAAUAAACUCCCCCCGUCCAGCGAGCAGGUGAUAUUGGACCUGAACGGUUCUGAUUUUAACUACAGCUACCAGACUCCUCCCGCUUCUCCCAGUAACACACUGUCUAGGAAGAGCAGCAUCAGCAGUAACUUCCAGUCUGGAUCGGUGAGACACGUUCCCUCCCUGGACUCCAUCAGCUGUGCAGUGGAUGGAGAGCACAUCCAGCGCUGCUCCUCCCCCUAUCUGCUGAUUGGCUGUGAUGAAACCGGGCGCUCCCUCAGCGAGGGCAACUCCCCCUCUCGCCUCGGUCGCCGGGGCAGCCGCGGUUGCUACGGUUACGCCGCCGGCCACCACGCCGCGCUGAGCCGCCACGUUAGCCGCAGGGAUAAGACCACCGAAGCCAGCGGCGGUGGAGCAGAAAACGGCCUGUUGGCUCCGCCCCAAAGCGCCUACUCCCACCACGCAGAGCGAGCCCGGGCCAUGUCCGCCUCUGGGAAGUCUUGUUCGGCCCGCGAUCAGCUGGCGUUGACGUUGAGUGCGUUGAAUUCGGACGCCCCGAGGGACAGCAGGGACUCUCUGCACUGCUCCAGCGGCUACAGCACUCAGACCACCACCCCGUCCUGCUCUGAGGACACCAUCCACACACACACUGUAAAGAGAGAGCCUCCCAUCUAUGUCGACUACGAGUCCAUCUCUCUCCACGGGGACGCCGACUCCUUCUCCCUGCACCACCUCUCCCACGGCGGCGGAGGCCAGUCGGACUUCGACCGGUCCUCCACCAUCCCGAGGAAUUCCGACCUCAGUUUCCAGUACAGGAAGUUCGCCCAGUCCAAGCGGCCCGCCUCCACCGUCAGCCUGCUGGCCGAGCCCGACUUCAUCGGCAGGUCCGCCCACCAACCGGCGUCGCACACGGCGACCAUCCGCCGCAAGCCCUCGUCUAAGCCGGCGUACCGCCGCGGCACCAUCAGCGGGGGGGUCCCCAUCCCCAUCUGCACGCCUCAGGUCCCCCUCAAAGCGCUCGCGGGGAACGCCGGCAGCGAGGAGAACGUCUUCGUGGUGCCCUCGGCCGCAGGAGCCGGAGGUUUGGGUUACAGCAAGCUCUGCACCUCCACCCAGAGCCUCAGCGCCUUGCCCCCCCCCUCCUCCCCGUACUACCAGCUGGUACCCGGUCAGAUGCCCAUCCCGGUGCCCACGCCCACCGUGCCCUUCAUGCCGCCUGAGGGCGGCAACGCCAAGCAGCAGCAACAGAGACAGUUCCACCAACAGCAACUGCAGCAACAUCAGCACAUCAGCCAGCAGCGGAAUCAGCAGCAUCGCAACCAGCUGCAGCAGCACCACCACCUCCAGCAGCAGCAGCAGCAGCAGCAGCAGAAGGAGAUCCAGCAGCAGCAGCAGCAGCAGGAGAUCCAGCAGCAGCAGCACCUCCAGCAGCAGCACCUCCAGCAGCAGCAGCAGCAGGAGAUCCAGCAGCAGCACCAUCACCAUCACCAGCAGCAGCAGCAUCACCAGCACCAUCAGCAGGCACUGCCUCAGCAGAUCCUGCAGCACCACCCGGAUCAGGAGCAGAAACAGCUGUACCAGCAGGCCUACGCCCCCCAGGGAGAGCCCUCCGUCCCGGGCCACAGCACUGACCACCAGCUCCAGGCUCCAGCGCCCGCCGGCCCGGACCAGCAGCAGCAGCAGCCGGAGCCGGCGGCCCCGGAAGGUGGGGGGGGCGGCAUGCUGAACCAGAUCCGAUCUGUGAAGCUCAAACGGACCCUGACCAACGACCGCUCCGCCCCCCUCCUGCCCGCCCCGACCAAUCGCCAAUGAGGCCGACUGACUUGCUUUCGACGGAACUCAUCAUUGCUGGAACUCAACGUGUCUUAUUUCAUUUCUAAGGAUCUGCUUCCUUUUACGCCGUUUAGUUGCUGUUUUUUAAGACAUUUUUUGAGACUUUGUCAUCAUUUCAUUUCCCCGUAGCCUUUUUUCUUUUCCUUUCAUAUUUGGAUGGUGUGCGAUUUGUUCUUUGUCUGACCCCGUCUUACCAACAGAGCUGUUGGUUGCUUCAUCUGAUUGUUGUUUAGGAAGCUGUCGUUCCUCUUUUCCUUCCCGGGUGUGUUUGAUUUGCCUUUUUUCCUCCCAGGAGGGCGGGGUUUAGCCGUUGGCCCCGUAGCGCCGCUGUGUCACCUGGAUGAAGCUGUGUGUGUGUGUGUGUGUGUGUGUGUGUUCCAUCGCCGGUCUGUGGGUCAGCGUCGGUCCCGUAGUAAAUCCGGUUCUGUAGUUUGUAAAUAUUUUGGAACCAAAACCAGCGUAGAAAGAGGAGGUCGCUCACUUCCUCCUCAGCUUCACCUUCAAGUGGCACCAACUCCCCCCCCCCCCCCCCCCCCCACCCCCCCUCGAGGGAUGCCAAAUGGAUCCGCUGAGGGCCACAGCUGGUGGGACAGGGCGGCAGAUGUUACUGCGUUUGAGAAGCAGAACAAUAAAGAGACGAUUAUCAGUCACAUCGCACAGAGAAUCGAUUGGUGUGAUCAGUCGGUUCUGAUAUUUGCUUUAAAGCAUGAACAUUUGUUUUGAUGAAUACAUCUUAUAUUUAAGGAAUUGUGACCCAGAUUUGAUGGAGAAACUUUUGAUUCUGACAUCAAGCCUAUUUUUACAUUUUUUUUGUGUCAUUGGUCAACAAACGCAUUACGUGGCCGAUAAAUAACACGAGAUGUCAGAACAGAAUUUAAUUCAAUUUUAGGAACCUUGUCUCCAUUAAUGUUUGAGAGCUCAGACAAAAUAGUUUUUAUUUUUGCACAGUAAUUUCCAGUUUAGUUCAUCUCUCGGUCACAAUUCUUUAAUGAACAAAUUUAAAUGAAAAAUGUUAUUUGGAUUUUUUCAUUGGCCUCAAAAGUUAAGAAAAUAAGUUUUUGCACAGAAACUUAAUAAUAAAUACAUUUUCUGAACAGAUGUUGUUAAAUUUUAUAUUUUAGAUCAUCAGACAGCAUUCAGUCUGUAACCUUUGGUCAUUUUUAGGUUGUGAAGAGAUGUCACAUGUUCCUAAAGUUGUCAAUUAAAUUUAAUUUCUGAUCCAUUUUCUGUUCGAUCCACUAAUUGUUUCAGCUGUAAUCAUUUAUUUUACCAGGUUAACCGAACAUUUCCACAUGUGGAACAUCUGCUUCCAUCCUUCACCACUAUUAGAAAUACUUCCGAUUAAAACCAACAAAUACCUGAUCGUCGGAUGUUUAAUAAAAACAACGCUAGGAUUUGAUUUUGUUUGAGUGUUUAAAUUCAGCACUGAGGAGUUUGUUUGUUUGCUUCAACGUUUAAUUUCCAUCUCCAGUAGUUUGGUUUGGCUCCAAUAGCUGGUUCUAUUUGGAUCCCAAAGAUGUUUAGAUUACUUCAUUUGUUGAGCUGUAAUUCACAUAAAUCUCUUAUUUGAUAUUUUAGCUCCUCUGCUUCUUCCUUCCCUCUUUUCCAGCUGACAUCACAUAUUUAAUGUGAUAUAUUUAUACAAACAAAAAGUCGCAGAUGUUUUCAAUAUUUCAGGUGUUUUGCUCGUUGCUCAUUUUAUUUCUCAGAAAAUGUCGAGGUUUGCAGCAGGCGUUAAUUAAGUUUUAUAGAUUCUAAUGAUUAAAUCAUAGUUUGCAUGUUACAUUUCCCACUGAGUGGCGACGUAAAUGAAAUUCCAUAGAAGACAGUGAAAUGUCAGAUGCAUGCUGGGAGGGCCGAGGUCAUGACCUCCCGAGUUGACCAGAGCUGCAACCAAUUAUUUUUAUUCUCUCUAAAAGUUAUGCUGUAUUUUUGUUGAUUUAUUGAUUGGGCAACGUGAUAAGAUGUUACACAAUUGUCGUCACUCGUUAUAUUUUUGUAUGAAAAGUUGAAGGGAGGAAACUUGAUGUUGGAGGCUCUGGAAGGUGAUUGGACGUCUGGGAGAAGCCUACGAAGGUGUGAACUGACGUUUGGACAACAUGAACCAUCAGAAUUAAUGUUCUGUUCCUGUUCGCUUUGGGAUCAAUGAGGAUAAUAAUAAUUCAUUCAUCCAU
Messenger RNA from Pungitius pungitius (ninespine stickleback), 5492 nucleotides. RefSeq names its product MTSS I-BAR domain containing 1 (gene mtss1). Gene Ontology annotation, biological process: cell projection assembly; plasma membrane organization. NCBI's taxonomy places the organism in Eukaryota, Metazoa, Chordata, Actinopteri, Perciformes, Gasterosteidae. Gene Ontology annotation, cellular component: cytoplasmic side of plasma membrane; actin cytoskeleton. The transcript has 15 exons. The record is from RefSeq and is a predicted model, not a curated record. Bases 808 to 3297 code for a protein of 829 amino acids. Gene Ontology annotation, molecular function: phospholipid binding; actin binding.